Lates calcarifer (barramundi perch) is the source of this 3734-nucleotide messenger RNA. It is a transcript of the gene coq8aa, whose product is annotated as coenzyme Q8A, genome duplicate a. Lineage: Eukaryota; Metazoa; Chordata; Actinopteri; Centropomidae. Gene Ontology annotation, molecular function: kinase activity. Gene Ontology annotation, biological process: ubiquinone biosynthetic process. The record is from RefSeq and is a predicted model, not a curated record. Gene Ontology annotation, cellular component: extrinsic component of mitochondrial inner membrane.
UCAUGGCAGGUGAUAUGAUGUUACUGAUGAGAGGCUUGGCCAAGCUGAGCCAGGCGGUUGUGGAGACUCAGGCCAAUGCCCUGCGCAGUGGGACAGGAGUCCCAGGAAUUGGUGCUGCUGUCCAGAGUGUCCAGUCAGCUGCAGAGCAAGGCCUCUCUGCUGCCAUGAUGAAAAUGGAGGAGCUAUCAGGCCAGCAGCAAACCUCCUCCGAGUCAGAGUUUGAUUUUCCUCAGGAUGACAGUGCGUUUGCAUCUUCAGAGUUCAGGGAGGAGGGUGAUUAUACAGUGAAUCACUCAGGAAGUAGCAGUGACGAAACCACCCAUCACAGCACAGCAGCUGGGGCAAGCCAUGUUGGUGGGAAAAAGUCUCUGUUUGAGGGAUACAAAGACCCCAGCAAACAGUUUAGUGGAGACACCAGAUCUUACCACCAAGAUGCCAGAAAUUUCAUUGGACACCAUCACCUCUACAACCACAGUCUGAACAGGCAUGUGUGGGGACAGCUAUACUGUCAGCAUCAGGUCACGCCGAUCAGGAGCUACCAUCAGGACCCAUCCACAGUUGGAGGGCUGACGGCCGAAGACAUUGAGAAAGCGAGACAAAGCAAGAGGGCUGAGACCAAACCACACAAACAGAUGCUGAGUGAGAGAGCCAGAGAGAGGAAAGUGCCUGUGACUCGCCUCAGCAGACUGGCCAACUUCGGAGGUCUAGCUGUAGGGUUGGGUAUUGGAGCUCUGGCAGAAGUUGCUAAGAAGACCAUCAGACACGGUGCAGCAGGUGAAAAUAAGAAAGCAGUUCUGGACUCAAGCCCCUUCCUAUCCGAGGCCAACGCUGAACGCAUCGUCAGAACCCUCUGCAAAGUCAGAGGAGCUGCGUUAAAACUGGGACAGAUGCUUAGCAUUCAAGAUGAUGCAUUCAUCAACCCUCAGCUUGCCAAGAUCUUUGAGCGUGUAAGACAGAGUGCUGACUUCAUGCCAAUCAAACAAAUGACAAAAGCGUUGAACAGCGACUUGGGUCCUAACUGGAGAGACAAGCUGGAAUCGUUUGAGGAGCGUCCAUUUGCAGCAGCAUCCAUUGGCCAAGUUCACUUGGCAAGGAUGAAGGAUGGCAGGGAGGUGGCCAUGAAAAUACAGUACCCCGGUGUGGCUCAGAGUAUCAACAGUGAUGUCAACAACCUGAUGACAGUGCUGAAUAUGAGCAAUGCCCUGCCUGAAGGUCUGUUUCCAGAGCAUCUGAUAGACGUAAUGAGAAGAGAACUAGCACUGGAGUGCGACUAUAUUAGAGAAGCCCAGUGUGCAAAGAAAUUCAGGGAGCUACUGAAGGACCAUCCAUUCUUCUAUGUACCAGAGGUGAUUGAGGAGCUGAGCAGCAGCCAUGUCCUGACCACAGAGCUUGUCCCUGGGUUUCCCCUGGACCAGGCUGAGAGCCUGACACAGGAGUUAAAGAACGAGAUCUGCUAUAACAUCUUGAUGUUGUGCCUCAGAGAGCUGUUUGAAUUCAGAUACAUGCAGACUGACCCAAACUGGUCCAACUUCUUCUAUGAUCCACAGACACACAGGGUGGCACUGUUAGACUUUGGAGCCACGAGAGGGUUUGAUCAGAGUUUCACAGAUGUCUACAUAGAGGUAAUCCGUUCAGCUGCUGAGGGCGACAGUGAGGGAGUUCUGAAGAAAUCUAUCGAGAUGAAGUUCCUAACUGGGUAUGAGUCAAAGGCAAUGGUGAACGCUCACGUGGAUGCGGUGAUGAUCCUCGGCGAGGCCUUCGCCUCCACAGAGACCUUCGACUUUGGCUCUCAGUCCACCACAGAGAGAAUCCACAACCUCAUCCCAGUGAUGCUCAAACACCGUCUCACCCCGCCUCCAGAGGAAACGUACUCGUUGCACCGCAAGAUGGGCGGCUCGUUCCUCAUCUGCUCCCGGCUGAAUGCGAAACUGCGGUGUAAAGAGAUGUUCCAAGCGGCGUAUAAGAAGUACUGGGAAGGCCGCACGCCGCCGUCUAGCUCAGCCUAAGCCAGGCUCAAGUGUCAGGUGUUUUGAUGGACAGGUCCUGGGGCCAACGGCAAAGGGUUCGUCGGGGUGAGAAGGUGCAGAACUGCAGAGCGGACGCCAUGUUACCCACCCUUAACUGGUUGCUGAGCACCAGCUUAUUUUUCUCAGUUUGGGCGGCCCACUGCAGUGAAGUUUUGAAAGGGAAAGGGAGCAGCAACAUUGCAUCUGGAGUGAUUUAAGGCCAAACUCUUAUCUAUAUAAGGCCCUGAGAGGACAGACUGAAAAGAGGUGGGAAGUGGAUGGAAAGACAGAGAGAAACAGCCUUGUUAAGGUGUAAAAUGAAUGUAAAAAGUUUGGCAUUUCCUCUCUUCUCAUGUUUUCAAGAUUCUUUUUGUGGGUUUUGUUUGUUUGUUUUGCAUUGCUGUGUUUUGUUGAGCUUUUGAAAAAACACACCAAGUGUCCAAGUGUUUGCCAUCUGCCAGAAAUAUAUUGGGUGGUGGCAUUGAUUGUAUUAAGGUAGAGGACUGAACUUGUAUUGUUAAGUCACAGUCACAGAAUAAUGGGGUUAAUACAGUAUAUUGGCAGUAAGAGUCACAUUGUUGACCAGGACCAACUUGUCUGGCUCACAAAUAUUUCUGCUUCUUUUAUUUUUCAGGACGGUUUGAUUAGAUUGUCUGGACAUAAAUGAUUUAGGCUCAGUCCAAAUGUAGACAGCAAAGCAAAUGCUACAGGUUUGAUACGCACAGAAGAGUUAAGAAACAGAUCAGUGUUCAAGUUAUGAUGUUGCCAAGCGAUCAAGUUCAGGUUAAUUUAGCCAUUUGUAGAAAAUGUGACAAACUGGAAUUUGUCAGCAUUUACACGCACAAAGAUGUGACUUUUAACUCAUUUAUAUGUAGUGUACAGUAUCCUCUCUCAUUGUAGUCAUCCAAAUUUACAGUACUGAAUGAUGCUGUUGCUGGUUGUAGCUUCUUAAGGAAACAUACCAUUGAUUGAAACUUGUCUGUUUCAAAUGGCAUCCAGGAUCUGUAUGUUUUAAUGAAGCUCAGUUUAAGGCAUCAUUUUACUCAGUUUGUGUCUUCAGAUGAAAGUCUGCAGAGCUCCUGCUAGAGUUUUUUUUCUCCUUAUUGUCCUGAUAAAUUAUGGUUAUAUAUAGUUAAGAUUUAUUGCAUGAAUUCCAGUUAAUUACUAACAACUGUGGCUCAGAAUAGAAAUUCUGUCAGACAUAAUUUAGAUUCAGUUUUGAGGAGAUUGUAAAAAUCAGAAAUGAACCCACAUGGAUCCAUGUUGCUCUCUCUAAGAAGAUAAGACCCAUAUCAACACGGGCCCAUGCUUAGUCAUGAAUAUUAAUGAAGAGGGAUGGAAGAGGCUCAUCCUGAUAUCGCACAAGCUCAGCUCAUGGGCUCACCUUGCUUCCAAGCCAGUAAUCUCUCCACGCCUUCUCAGGUGUGAAAUCCUCCAUCACCUGGCUGAUGUGUGACUGUGAACGUUCUCUCUACUCUGCUGUGUGAAUACAGUUAUAAUGGUCUCUGGUGUGAAGAUGAAAAAAUGAAACAAAACAAACAAACAAAAAAAAAAGGUGCCUGUAGUUUCCAGUGGAAGUUUUUCUUUAGCUAGAAAAAAUCUCUACUUUAUAUUUCAUAUCAAGACUCAGUGAAAGGAUUGUUUAAAUUUUCUAAUCAAAAUGCAUUCUUAACUGAAAGUUGUGAUAAAGAUAUUCCAUGAAAAGAGUAAACAUUUGAUCUACUCUCA